Messenger RNA from Colletotrichum spaethianum, 564 nucleotides. Its product is annotated as putative ankyrin repeat protein RF_0381. Gene Ontology annotation, molecular function: protein binding. The transcript has a single exon. Gene Ontology annotation, cellular component: nucleus; cytoplasm. The coding region runs from base 1 to 564 and encodes 187 amino acids. NCBI's taxonomy places the organism in Eukaryota, Fungi, Ascomycota, Sordariomycetes, Glomerellales, Glomerellaceae. The record is from RefSeq and is a predicted model, not a curated record.
AUGGUCCAGGUGCUUGUCGAUGCCGGCGCCAACGUGAAUGCCAUCAACAAUAAUGGAGACCCCGUCCUACACCACGCAAUUCCAGAUGCGCCGCCGACCUCAGCGAUCAAAUUCCUGCUCGACAGAGGCGCUGACAGCUCAGCCAGAGGCCAAGGCGGGGAUACCCUCCAGCACCGCGCGGUUUUCGGCUCCGACGAUACGAUACCACUUCUUCACAGGGCCGGCGCUGCUAUCGAGGCGGUUGAUGACGAGGGAGCGACUCCGUUGCACCAUGCAGCUGCGCAUGGGCGUAGAGGAAAGGUCCGGCUCGUCCUGGCUGCCGGUGCCAAUGUCCACGCAACGACCAACGACGGCGAGACGGCGCUGCACCUGACAGCGGGGAUCCCGUCUGCCCCUUACUUGAGCAUGGGGCCAGACUCUGACGAAAAGGCAAGGCUGCCUAUUGACGCCGGGAUAGAUGUGAAUGCGAGGACAACAUCAGGGCAAACGGCCCUGUGUCGGGCGAGAGAGAGUAGACGCAGUGCGGUUGCACAGGUACUUCAAGAAAAAGGGGCAGAAGAAUAA